Amoebophrya sp. A25 is the source of this 721-nucleotide messenger RNA. The record is from the annotation of a GenBank genome assembly. Lineage: Eukaryota; Dinophyceae; Syndiniales; Amoebophryaceae.
UUAAUCGAAUACGGUUACAAAAAAGAGCUGUUUAGUAUUAACUAUUACAAUGUACUUUCGCUUCCCACCCAGCUUCGUCUCCCCCGCGGAUGAUUUUUUCUCAGAGAAUUUGUUUAGCGAAGCCCGCCUUUGCUCUUUUUAGGAUACUUUCAUUUUUGUAUGAUUUGUUGAGGUUAAAUAAGACACUCUUGAUGAUCCCAGCAAAGUAACACAGCGAGAAGGAGGAGGAAGGUGAGGCGGACAAGGAAGAAGCAAGCAGAUGCUGGAGUGGAAAGGAAAUGGCGACUGCGUUUUGAGCUGAAGCACAAGAACAAGCAGAAAAGUAGCUUUUUAAAUUGUUAGGACGGCACUUAUUGCCAACAGCAAAACACUCAUCAGGCCGAUUCACUACACUGCUAAGUCCCACAAGAUUUUGUAAAUUGGUUGAAUAGAAUGCACCUUUUUAAUUAACCUAAUUAAGAAAACAAAAUAUCAAGCGGUCGCAGCAACUGCUUUAAUUCAGUUUUUACUGAAAGAAAAAUUAGUCUUAGUGAGGCCUGCUCACAUGAUCUUCGCUGUUGAUAGCCUUGUUAAUUAUUUAAUCUCCUGGUUGUUUAGGCUCUUCUCCAGUAAGUCAUUUUUCGAUGGGCAGGCAUGUCAUACCCUUGCAGGUUGUAGCACUUGCUUUCAGGGCCCUACACUGUUAGGCUGUGCCUUAGUUGUUCUACAGGGGCUAUUGUAA